GCUGCGAGAAUUUUCCAAGUCUGAUGUCUCACCGGCUGCUCCCGGCUCAAAGUGUUCACUUCAUCUCCGGCUGGCUGUGGGGAAAGAGAACAGCUCAUCAUGCUGAGGAGCGGCGCGUACAGGAACAUGCAGCAGGGAGAGGAGGUGAGGCUGCGCAGCGGGAGUCUGGCUCGAGACAGGAAGCACCUUGCUUUGUGCAUUAAUAAGCAGGAAGAAGUGAAGCGGUACCAUCGCUGCUGCAGCCAUGGUGGAGGGCAGCCGGUUCAGAAGAUGGAGAGAAGCUGCACUUGUAAGACCGAGGAAGAAAACAAAAGUCUUCAUCAGUGUGAUCAGCAGCAGAGCUUGGAGAUGAAGGCCACUGUGAUCCAGCGGGCCUGGCGUGCCAGUCUGUCCCGUAAAGUGAGCGUGGAGAUCCAGGACAACGACCGCAGCAGACGCCAGUGGGGGGAGACGCCGCCUCCAGAGAGCAUCGGUGACCCUGGGAUGGCCACCGAUGUUUUCCCGGAUCAGCUGAAGAACGUCCAGAGCAGCUACAAGCACCUGAACGAUGAAGCUCUCCAGCUGCAGAGGCGUCAUCUGACCAUGAACCUAGACAACAACAUCAACAUCGACCUGCCGCCCAUCGACAACGAGGUGUUGAUCAUCCAGCGGGCUUGGCGUGACUUUCUGCAGAGACAGGAAGUGGUGAAAAGAAGCCCCUCCCCACCUUCGCUCUCCUCCUCAGACAAGAUGAGCAUGUCAAUCAGCAUGAUGACCCUGUCAGACGGCUGCACUCCCGAUUACCGGGAGGAUGGCAUGGACCUGGGGAGUGACGCGUCCAGCCGCUCCAGCUCAGAGUCCAAUUCCAACAAGGUUACGCCGUGCUCUCCUUCUCUUGACCUGGCCACUUUGGAGGACUACAAAUCCUCCCCCUCCCCAGAUCUGGUCACUUUAGAUGACUACGAAGAGGAUGACGACUACCAAGAGUACAAGAAGAAGGUGAUAGAGGAGUGGGAGAGUGAGUACGGCGAGGACUAUGCCUCUCCACAGCCGCCAGGUCAGGAGGAAAGCGGAGAUGGCUUUAGUGUGACGGGCCUCGACGAAGGCUACAGGAAGGCAGUGAACGGCCGCAGCCUUGCGGUAGAAUUCCAGGAUGUGAAGAGCAUCCCGCCCCUGCCGGCCCCCGGAGGACGCACCGGCACCUCAGUAGCAGCCGUUUCCGAUCAACUGAAACAGAACGGGAACCUGAUUCCACCCGGGACAAACCGGGUCCCUUCCUCCAGCACACCGGAGGGAGGCACAGGGAUUCCCAAGCCCAGCCACCGCAGCUCCAGACAGGGCCGGGGGAGCCACAGCAGCGGCACGGGUAGAGGAGGAAGUGGGGGGACUGAAGGGGUGAUGUGUAGGUAUAGAGGGGAGGAGGAGGGGUUGGAGGAAGAACCCCUGCCCACCAUGGACUGGGCGGCCCUGGAAAGACACCUGGCUGGUCUGCAGUGCAGAGAGCAGCAGAACCAAAACCUGAACCACAACAAGAACCACAACGCGGGCAAGACCAACUACACCUCGGCCCAGAAGAAUGAGAGGGAGUCCAUCAGGCAGAAGUUGGCCCUGGGCAGUUUCUUUGACGAUGGCCCGGGCAUCUACACCAGCUGCAGCAAGAGCGGCAAACCCAGCCUGUCCUCACGGCUGCAGAGCGGCAUGAACCUGCAGAUCUGUUUCGUCAACGACAGCGGCAGCGACAAGGACAGCGAUGCAGAUGACAGCAAGACGGAGACUAGCCUGGACACGCCUCUGUCCCCGAUGUCCAAGCAGAGCUCCUCCUACUCGGACAGAGACACCACGGAGGACGACUCCGAGUCCCUGGAGGACAUGGACUUCUUGAGUCGACAGAAAAAGCUGCAGGCGGAGGCGAAACUGGCCCUGGCGAUGGCCAAACCCAUGGCUAAGAUGCAGGUGGAGGUGGAGAAACAGAACCGCAAAAAGUCUCCAGUGGCCGACCUGCUUCCACACAUGCCUCACAUCAGCGAGUGUCUAAUGAAGAGGAGUCUGAAACCCACCGACCUGAGAGAUAUGACUCUGGGGCAGCUUCAGGUUAUAGUAAAUGACCUGCACUCCCAGAUUGAAAGUCUGAACGAGGAACUGGUGCAGCUGCUGCUGAUUCGUGAUGAACUCCACAUGGAGCAAGACGCCAUGCUGGUUGACAUAGAAGACCUCACCAGGCAUGCUGAAAGCCAGCAGAAACAUUUGGCUGAGAAGACCCUUUCCAAAUAAGAAGCCCGUCGCUGCUCCUCCCUUUCCCUUUCCCUCUCUGCUCCCAAAACGAGUUUUUCCCUCUGACCAUUUUACCUGUGUCGAUCCAAGAACCCUUCUGCUUGUCCUGAGUACUUUGCUCCCUGCUGCAUCCCUUUUUCCUGCUUCUUACCCUCCCGUCCGCUCACAGACUUCACCGGUAGCAACAGCGCAGGAGAAAGACACUUGAGCUUCUCCCAGUGCUGAGGAUGGAGUAGCACUUCCUGCUUCCUGGGAGAAGAGGAAACUGAUUGUGUGUUGCCAUAGACUCUGUCCCCAGCUUCCUGUGCAGUAAUCAGCCUUGCUUUGCUACUCUUUGUUUUUAACUUUCUACAUUUGCCACUGAAUUAUAACUGUUCAAACACAAAAAUAAAUGAUAAUUAAAAAAAAGGUGGGAAAAAUAUUAAAUAAUAGCUAAAAAUGUAGAAAGUCAGUCAUGGGGGGAAACAAAAGAAACAACACUGUAUGAAAAAAAGCUAUUUAACGCGUAACUUCUUCAGAUCAUUUUAAGUCGGACGAUAAAGUACCGAAGCGUUUUUAUUCUGCACAAAUGGUAGUUUUCAACUGAGACGUGUUUUAUUUGAAGGUGCUAAAAGAGAGACAUGCCUGCCUUGUAGUGGACUUGUAGAGUUUGGUAACGCAUUCACUCUUCAACAUUUUGUGAAUGUUGAUUUUAUUUUUUUUAUUUUUUUUUUGGACACGAGUCAUUUUAAAUGAAUAAGUGUGUUAAUAUCAUUUUCAUCCUAUUGGAUUCAGAUAUUUUAUUUGAGGGGAGAAAUGUUUAUGUACAGAAAUGUAAAAUAAAGAAUAAACUUUGUUUCAUA
This is a messenger RNA of Nothobranchius furzeri (turquoise killifish), 3092 nucleotides long. RefSeq names its product schwannomin interacting protein 1 (gene schip1). Gene Ontology annotation, molecular function: protein binding. The record is from RefSeq and is a predicted model, not a curated record. Lineage: Eukaryota; Metazoa; Chordata; Actinopteri; Cyprinodontiformes; Nothobranchiidae. Gene Ontology annotation, cellular component: plasma membrane; cell junction. Gene Ontology annotation, biological process: positive regulation of hippo signaling.